This is a messenger RNA of Stegodyphus dumicola, 635 nucleotides long. RefSeq names its product centromere protein S-like. Gene Ontology annotation, molecular function: protein heterodimerization activity; chromatin binding. Gene Ontology annotation, biological process: replication fork processing; resolution of meiotic recombination intermediates. Gene Ontology annotation, cellular component: FANCM-MHF complex. The record is from RefSeq and is a predicted model, not a curated record. Lineage: Eukaryota; Metazoa; Arthropoda; Arachnida; Araneae; Eresidae.
GUGCACUAAAGCGCGUAAAAUAUGGUUUGUAAUUUAUCGAGAAGUGUUAUAAAUGAUUAUUAUUUUGAUACUUUAAGUGUUUAAAUUCGUAACACUGUUACUUCAAAAAAUAUAUAUAUAUUAUGGAAGAAUCUGAAUUACAGGCAGUCAACGAAGAGAAGCUAAAAAUAUCUCUUCACUAUGCUGUCUGCAAAAUCUGUGCUGAAGUUGCUAAAGAAUAUGAAGCAGAAUUUGACAAAGAAUGUAUGGCCAUCUUAUCAGAAUUAGCAUUUCGUCAAGCUGGUCUUUAUGCUAAGGAUCUGGAGUUAUUUGCCAAGCAUGCUAAAAGGUCUACAAUCAACAUUGAUGAUGUCAAACUGCUAGUCAGGAGAAACGAAAGUUUAUUAGAACAUGUCAACAAAAUGGCUGCAGAUCUAAUGGCUAAUGCUGCACAACGAAAGAGCAAGAAAAAGAAAACAGAAACUGAAUCUGUUAGUUAAAUUUCCAUUUCUGCUUUGUAAUUAAAAUUUCCUAUAAUAUCUAAUUAUCUGUAGACAUACAAAAUUAUGGUGUAUAAGUAGUUGUGCUGAUAAUGUAUUCGUUAUAAAUAUUAUUUUUGUUUUCUCUAUCUUUUUUAAUGUAAAUAAAUAAUUUUA